GAGAACUUCCUCCAGGGUUCAGCCAUGACUACUUCUGCCUUGCGGCGGCAGGUAAAAAACAUUGUGCACAAUUAUUCCGAGGCCGAAAUCAAGGUGCGUGAGGCCACUUCCAAUGAUCCCUGGGGGCCCCCUAGCUCCUUAAUGUCGGAGAUUGCAGACUUGACCUUCAACACGGUGGCGUUUGCAGAGGUCAUGGGUAUGAUCUGGAGGCGGCUGAACGACAGCGGCAAGAACUGGCGUCACGUCUACAAGGCACUGACACUUCUGGACUACCUCAUCAAAACGGGCUCUGAGAAAGUGGCUCAUCAGUGCCGGGAGAACUUGUACACCAUUCAGACUUUGAAGGAGUUCCAAUAUAUAGACCGCGAUGGCAAGGACCAGGGCAUAAAUGUUCGGGAGAAGGUCAAGCAGGUUAUGAACCUGCUGAAGGAUGAGGAAAGGCUGAAGCAGGAGAGAACCUAUGCCCUGAAGACUAAGGAGCGGAUGUCUCUGGAGGGCAUGGGCAUCAGCAACAGUAACAGCCAGCAGCUUGCCUACGGACGGCGAGCGUCACAGUACGGAGAUGACUACGGAAGGUCAAGAGGUUCUCCAUCCUCCUUCAACUCCUCUUCCUCAUCUCCUCGGUUCAAUUCUGAUCUGGAACAGGCAAGACCACAGACUACAGGGGAAGAAGAGCUUCAAUUGCAGCUUGCCCUGGCCAUGAGCAGAGAAGAAGCAGAAAAGCAGCCACCUCCUCCAGUUUCCAGUACAGAUGAAGAUGUGCAAUUGCAGAUAGCGCUUACCCUGAGCAAACAGGAGCACGAGAAGGAAGUUAGGGCAUGGCAAGGGGAAAAUUCACUGUUACAGAAGGCACUAGAAGAGAGCAACCUGGGUGCAGAAGAGGAAGAAGAUGAUAAGAUGAAGAAAAGCCAGUCUUCUGUGUUGGAGCUGGCAGAUAUUUUUGGAUCAGCACCUGUAACUUCUACCCACACAUCAGCUGACCCAUGGGAUAUUCCAGGUGGGGGUUAUCCUCGAUCAAUUGAGGUUUGGAACCAUGACACGGCCUUUUCUCCUGCCUUUUCUCCUCCUCUGUCCCUGUCCAGUUCUUGGGAGCCUAACAAUCCCAAAUCCACUGUGGAAUCGACAGGAACAUCCUGGGGACCCCCUGCAGACCCCUGGGUUCCAGUGUCUUCCGUGGAUCCUCUCAGUCAGACAGCAUCGUCUACUAAUCAAGCCUCUCCAGGGCCCUGGAACCUUCCCCCCAUUUCCUCUUCUGCCUCAUCCUCUGAUCCAUGGGGAAUGAAGUCCCUGUCUUCCAGUGUCUCAUCUUCAGAUCCCUGGGGGAAGUCCUCACCACCUGCUCCAGUUGCUGCAGGCACUAUUACUACUACCGAUCCCUGGGGAGGCUCUACUGAUAAGCCUUCCACAACUAGCAGUGCUACUUUUGACUUGUUUGCAAAACUACCAGAACAAGUGGAUCAGCCAGAGCAUGACAACACCCAGGCUCCGUCAUCUGUGAAAUCUAACAGCCCCAUAGAUUUGGACCUGUUUGGGGAACUUAUUCCAAGCACCAAGGAGAAUGGAGUCAAGAAUACAGACGUUUUUGAUGUUACAGGUUUAGGAGACUCUCUUCCUGAUUCCAAGGACAAAAAGGAUUGCAAAACUCCAGAAACCUUUCUUGGCCCAAAUGCCUCUUCUUUGGUUAAUUUAGACUCCUUGAUCAUAGCUCCCCAAAGCUUGAAAUCUCGUAAUCCAUUCUUGGCAGGUCUCAGCACGCCGUCUCCCACCAAUCCAUUCAACACCAUGGACCAUCCCAAACCAACUCUCAACCAGAUGCGAACCAACUCUCCAGUGCCCAGCGUAGCCAUGGGAAUGACCAUGAACUCCAUGACCUACAGUGCUUCCCUCCCUCUUCCCCUCAGCAGCAUCCCUCCAGCAAUGACAAUCCCAGCCUCCGUGAGUGCCUUUCCUCAGGCUGGAGCAAGGCCUUUCCCAGAGAUGCCCACCAACUUGCCUCAACCUCUUUUACCACUGUCUGGCUCAGGUCCCCCUCCACUACCUUCUCAAGGCAGUAUGAACCCCUUCCUUUGAGAAGAUGCUUUAGGCAUU
Molecule: messenger RNA, 2088 nt
Organism: Euleptes europaea (tarantolino)
Lineage: Eukaryota; Metazoa; Chordata; Lepidosauria; Squamata; Sphaerodactylidae
Gene: EPN3
Product: epsin 3
Exons: 9
Coding region: 25-2070 (681 amino acids)
Biological process (GO): endocytosis
Cellular component (GO): plasma membrane; clathrin vesicle coat; endosome
Molecular function (GO): phospholipid binding; clathrin binding
Source: RefSeq, a predicted model, not a curated record